UCGCUCGGUCCUGCAAACGCGCGCCGGGCGCUUUCCCCGGAGCUCGGCGGUGCGUGCGAGCGCCCUUUUGCAGCAGCCGCGGCGGCGGCGGCCCGAGGGGGCGAGGGGGAGGAGGCCUCGGCCGGGGGGCGGCUUUCCCCCUCAAAAUCGCCUGCAAAGUGCUCGGGGCUGCAGAACCAGGCCGCCGGCUCCGCGGAGCAAACCGCUCGCCCCAGGGCUUGAGAGCGCACGGGGCUGCCGGGCAGCGCCGCGGUUGCUGGUGGGCGCCGGUGCCCUCGGCGCGGGGCUCGGGCUCACCAUGCCCCUGCGGGGCCGGGCCGCCGGGCACAAGCGGAUCCCGGGCUUGCCCCCGCCUCGACGCGCUCGGAUUAGCUGCAGCCGGCGCCCAAGAAUUUGAAUCUGAAGCCCGGAAGGGAGUGCGCCUAGGCCGACCUCGGAGUGGCGGCCCCGCGGCCAACAUGCUUCGCAAAGGGUGCUGUGUGGAACUGCUGCUGCUGCUGCUGGCCGGGGAGCUGCCCCUGGGUGGCAGCUGCCCGCGGGACUGCGUGUGCUACCCAGCACCCAUGACGGUCAGCUGCCAGGCUCACAACUUCGAUGCCAUCCCUGAGGGCAUCCCAGAGGACAGCGAGCGCAUCUUCCUGCAGAACAACCGCAUCACCCUCCUCCAGAGGGGCCACUUCAGCCCCGCUAUGGUCACCCUGUGGAUCUACUCCAACAACAUCACCUUCAUUGACCCCAGAACCUUCGAGGGCUUCGUGCACCUGGAGGAGCUGGAUCUCGGCGACAACCGGCAGCUGCGGACGCUGGCACCCGAGACCUUCCAGGGCCUGGUGAAGCUCCAUGCCCUCUACCUCUAUAAGUGUGGGCUCAGUGCCCUGCCAGCGGGCAUCUUUGGUGGCCUGCACAGCCUGCAGUACCUCUACCUGCAGGACAACCACAUUGAGUACCUCCAGGAUGACAUCUUUGUGGACCUGGUCAACCUCAGCCACCUGUUCCUCCAUGGCAACAAGCUGUGGAGCCUGGGCCAGGACACCUUCCGGGGACUGGUGAACCUGGACCGGCUGCUGCUGCAUGAGAACCAACUGCAGUGGGUCCACCACAGGGCUUUCCAUGACCUCCGCAGGCUGACCACCCUCUUCCUCUUCAACAACAGUCUCACUGAGCUGCAGGGUGACUGCCUGGCACCCCUGGGGGCCCUGGAGUUCCUCCGGCUCAACGGGAAUGCCUGGGACUGUGGCUGCCGGGCACGCUCCCUGUGGGAAUGGCUGCGGAGGUUCCGAGGCUCGAGCUCCGCCGUCCCCUGUGCAUCCCCCGAGCUGCGGCAUGGCCAGGACCUGAAGCUGCUGCGGGCCGAGGACUUCCGGAACUGCACGGGGCCAGCGUCCCCUCACCAGAUCAAGUCGCACACGCUCACCACCACCGACAGGGCCGCCCGCAAGGAACACCACCCACCCCACGGCCCCGCCAGGGACAAGGGCCACCCACGUGGCCAUCUGCCUGGCUCCCGGCAGGGCUACAAGAAGCCAGGCAAGAACUGCACCAGCCACAGGAAUCGCAACCAGGUCUCGAAGGUGGGCGCCGGCAAGCAGGCCCACGAGCUGCAGGACUACGCCCCCGACUACCAGCACAAGUUCGGCUUCGACAUCAUGCCCACGGCACGGCCCAAGAGGAAGGGCAAGUGUGCCCGCAGGACCCCCAUCCGUGCCCCCAGCGGGGUGCAGCAGGCCUCCUCGGGCAGUUCCCUGGGGGCCUCACUCCUGGCCUGGAUACUGGGGCUGGCAAUCACUCUCCGCUGAGGACCUGAAGCGCCAGCACCCAGCACUGCCACACGUCCACCGAGGAACAGAAUUUCUUUUCUUUUUUUUACAAGUGGAGGAUCUGCUGGGUUUCAGGCAAAGGCUGGUAGAGGUUUGGCUGCUGUCUGGGCCCCGCCUGGUGGAUUAUAAACCCAAAGUGUACAGCCCCAAGCUGGAGGGAAUCAGUACAUCUCACCCAGCAACUCAGCCAGCCCCUGCCGAGCACCCACGGACAGCAUCCAUCCAGCAAGGCAGUUAAAGUGCGCGAAGCGAAUCCUUCCUUAGCAAUCAUGGGACAGUGCCCCACGCACAGAAGCCGGGCUCUGUGGAAUCCUGGUCAUCUGGAGAGGUCUGAGGGCCCCCACCACUCCCGGAGGAAGCAGGACCCAGAGGAGAACAGACGAGGCUCACUCAUGAGGCUGGGUCAACCAGCCGUCUGGGAGCAUAUGAGCAGCUGGCAUUUUGGCUCUUGCUUGAGGCCACUUAGUCAACCCGCCCUGAAUCUAACCAUGUGCCACCUUCAUUCAGCCCCUCCCUGGCGGGUACCGCCUCUCAUUCCUGAUGUCUCAGGCAACCCUGGCAGACCCAGGCCCCACUGCUGGGCUCCAAGAACCAACUACCAAAGGAAAGAUCAUCAGAAGCUGAAAUUUAGAACUUCAUCGUGUUCCACGAGGUUCUCAGAGGAGGUGCAAUUUUAUAACUACGUCCACUUAUAUAUAUACACACUCUCUACAUAUAUAUACACACAAAUGCACAGGUCCCCCGCCCCACUCCCUUACCAAACUGUAUGUCUUCUCAUGUUUAUAAACUAUACGGAAAACUAUAUCUGAUGAACUAAGGAUUGUAUUGGUGAUUUUUAGCAAGAAAAGAGUUAUAGGAUUUUUGUCUAGAAUCCCAACCUGGCAACAAUUGUCCCCAUGUAACCUGGGCUUGCCAGGGCUCAGUGCAAAGGGUCAGUGGGGAGAGUCAGGGAGAAGGGGAGGCAGCAAGAAUCACUUCAGAGGACCAAUAUUCUUAGCUAUUUAGAGCAUCACCAUGUUUUUAUAUGCAACACAAGCCCGUCUGCCGCCCCAGAGCGCCCCAUCUCCCCCACUAUGGCAGCUGUUGGCGUCGAAGUGAGAAGUGAGAAGCGGCUUGUUGGACGUCAGGGAGCCAGGCCCUGGAGACAGGCUGGAUGGAGAAGGGGAAGGAAGGGGCUUUGGGUCUUUUAAGCUGAUGGGCAAGGCAGCAUCCACAGUGUUAGUCCAAUGGGCUGGGCAGUGUCGUCAGCCUAGGGUUUGCCAGCAACGGUCUGGACAGGCCAGCGAGACUCUGGGCAUGAGCCCAGGCCUCCAGCAUGGCUCAGCUGCUGAAUUUUUCCUUGAGGGUCUUUGAUGGGCAUCCCAGUGAGGGCCUUCUGUAGGGUGACAGGAGAGAAAGCAUCAGGUAGCCUUAGCAGAAGGCGAACAAAGAGAAAAUUUCAAGAACCAUCUCAGGCACUUUUGUAUUACGGAGGCCCGGUCUCUCCUGGCCCUUAUGAAGAUGCCCAGGGACAGGCAGAGGUCAGAGGGGUCAGACUCAGGGGCAGGAGCAGGGGUGUGCAGGGAAUGGAGCAGGCAAGCCCAGACAGGAGACAGGGGCUCCAACUGAUCAAGGUUGGCCAUGCUGCUGGCUGGAGCCCCGGGCGAGCACAAUCUCCCUUGCGCUUUGCACAAACCUGAAUUCCCCACCAGAGAGGAUGUGUGUGAGGAGCAAGAAACACUGAAUCCAAUUAA
Messenger RNA from Equus quagga, 3550 nucleotides. RefSeq names its product reticulon 4 receptor like 1 (gene RTN4RL1). Gene Ontology annotation, cellular component: plasma membrane. The coding region runs from base 459 to 1796 and encodes 445 amino acids. The transcript has 2 exons. The record is from RefSeq and is a predicted model, not a curated record. NCBI's taxonomy places the organism in Eukaryota, Metazoa, Chordata, Mammalia, Perissodactyla, Equidae. Gene Ontology annotation, molecular function: protein binding.